This is a messenger RNA of Cadophora gregata, 1254 nucleotides long. RefSeq lists its product as uncharacterized. The record is from RefSeq and is a predicted model, not a curated record. Bases 1 to 1254 code for a protein of 417 amino acids. Lineage: Eukaryota; Fungi; Ascomycota; Leotiomycetes; Helotiales; Ploettnerulaceae. The transcript has 2 exons.
AUGGAGGACGUCCUCGAACAAAUCAACCAAGCGGCCAAAGGGGCCUUCCCGAACUCAAUUACCAAAUACAAAUCUGUCAAUGUGCUAUUGCUUUCCUGGGAAGACGAUGAUCUAGGGGUCGAAGGUGAUGUUCUGGAACUCAAAAAAUUGUUCGUAUCUGGAUAUGGAUUUGACGCUGAACAUUGGAAGAUACCUUCCAUGAAACCAGAUUUCAAGCUGUCGAGUAAGCUCCUCGAUUUUGUUACCACGCACGAAACACCCGACCCGAGGGACAGUCUCUUAAUCAUUUAUUAUGCGGGACAUGGCUAUCUAAACCCUCAGCGACAAUCCGUGUGGUCAUGCCGUUCUUGGAACCCUUACGAGUUUUCCUCAAAUCCUGUUGAAGUUGAACCGCCGAGUGUUGAGUGGCAUGCCCACGAAGCCAUAUGCAGUAAGGCUGAGAUGGAUGUUCUCUUCUUGUACGAUUGUUGUAGCGCAGCCGGAAGUGCUAGUAAGUUGACCAAAAAGGGUAUCAAGGAGGUUAUCGCCGCAUCUGGAUUUGAAACAUGGGCCCCGGGUGAACUAGAGCACUCUUUCACCAGAGCCCUCAUUCAGGUACUCGGAUCGUUGUCACGGGCUCGUCCUUUCACGGUGGCCAGCUUGCAUCAGCGGGUUCUUGAAAAGCUCCAGCGCUGGAGCCCUCAAAUUGAUGGCACGCAGUUCCGGACAGUUGCGAGCGACGGCCGCCUGACAGAUAUUGAACGAAGAAAGACGCCGGUACAUAUAGCGCUCAAUCAGCAACCUGAUUAUUAUCAUAGCAGUAUACAGCUUGUCGGACUGCUUGCACAACAACCUGGUGAUAGCUCUAUGAGAUCUGACGAAAGAUUUGCGCGCUGGAAAGACGGUACAGCAGAUUAUACAGAUGUGAUAAUAUCACUACGCAUUCAAGCGAAACACAAUCUCGAACCCGAGCAGAUAGCGGAAUGGAUAAGAGAUGUUCCUAUGCUCGCCAUGAGUAUCAAGGUGCACGCCGUGGUGCAUACAAGCGCUACGUUAGUCUUGCUUGCCAUUCCAGUCGCUGUGUGGGACCUUCUUCCAGCAAAUGUGCCUUGUUCAUUUGUUGGAUUUGCGAACACUUCGAACUUGAUGUUUGGAAAGGAGCAUCUUUUCAUUUGGGAUGAAGAGGAACGUAUGAGAUGGCAUUCUGAUUCGCGACAGCACUACCUGGUACACAAAGAUAGACCAUGCGCAACUGACAACCUUCGGAAGUGGUAG